This is a messenger RNA of Raphanus sativus (radish), 1746 nucleotides long. RefSeq lists its product as uncharacterized. The transcript is spliced from 2 exons. Gene Ontology annotation, cellular component: preribosome, small subunit precursor; cytosol; nucleus. The record is from RefSeq and is a predicted model, not a curated record. NCBI's taxonomy places the organism in Eukaryota, Viridiplantae, Streptophyta, Magnoliopsida, Brassicales, Brassicaceae. The coding region runs from base 120 to 1601 and encodes 493 amino acids. Gene Ontology annotation, biological process: ribosomal small subunit biogenesis; ribosomal small subunit export from nucleus.
AACCCUAAAUAGCUUCAAAGGCGUUUCCUUUCCGUCAUUCAUCAUCUCUCUGCGCCUCUCUCUCUCUCUCUCUCUCUCUCUCUCUCUCAAACUCUCAGCUCACACAGACGACAAUCAUCAUGGGGAAGAAGAAGUUCAUCGACAAGAAAAAGGCGGCGACUUUCGAGCUCUGCCCUCGCGACACCUCAGACCCAUUAUACAGCGACGCUCCCGGAGGCGAUAAGAUCUUCUUACGAGUCGACCAGAACCCUGUCAACAUCAACGGUUUCACCGAAGACAACUCACAGUUCGAUGAUGCCCCUGAAGAAGAAGGAGAAGAAGAGUUGGCUUACGGCUACUCCAGCUUCGCGGGUUCGAGCAGCAGCAGCAACAACCCUUUGCCUGCUCACGUGAGGAAGGAGAUUCUCGAGCUGGGUUACCCUGACGAUGGGUAUAACUACUUGGACCAUUUGAGAGAGAUCAAGAACACUGGCGGCGGUUCUAACUUCUACUCGAACCCUAAGUUCGAAGGCGAGUAUCUUCCUCGUGACGACGUCAAGGCUUAUGAUGCUUCUCGCGUGAAGGUCUCUGGUGUGGUGGUGGAGGAUGGUGGUGGUGAUGAUGAUAAGUUGAUGUAUAGCGUGGCGUCCAAGACUGUUAAUGUGAAGGUGAAGAAGGCUAUUGAUCCUGAAGUGGCGGCUUUGCUUGAGGAUAGCGAUGGGUCUGAGUUUGGUUCUGAUGUUGAGGAUUUGGAGGAGGAUUUUGUCGUUCAAGCUCAAGAGGGAGAGGGUGGUUCUGGUGUGGGUAAUGAGGAGGAGUUUGCUGAUGGGACACCUGUUGUGGUUGAGAGCAAGCCGAGAGUUAUUCGUCAGAUUGAUGAGUUGUUUGAUCAGCUUGAGCUUAAUGAGUAUGGAAGUGAGAGUGAAGACAAUGAUGUUGGAUAUGGAGAAGAGGAAGAAGAAGAAGAGUUCAAUGCUCAGAGCGUUGGUAAUAAUCUUAUUUACGAGAAGCCGAAAGGUUACGAGCUUGAUGAUGAGAAGUAUAUGAACCCAGCGGAUCUGUUGAAGAACAGUGACAAUGUGAAAGACAAAGAGGAGCUAGAGAACAUCAUCCGAAGAUCUGUGCAGUACGGUGAGGAUUUGGUUAACGGCAAUGAAGAUGAGUUUGUGGAGGUGGUUGAAGAGAGCAGCGACGAGAGCGAGAAGUGGGAUUGCGAGACCAUAGUCACUACGUACUCGAAUCUCGAUAACCACCCUGGAAGAAUCUGUGAUCCGGAGAGAGCUAGGAAGAAGCUGAGCGAAGCACUAGCUAAGGCAAAGAGUGUGAAUGGGAGUGGUAGUAGAAUCAUUACCCUCCAAGGCAAAGAGAAGCUUCCGGUUGAGUUUUUACCCGGUAGGAGAGCUGAGCAAACAAGCAGUGUCAAACCGAAAGCUGAACCGGUCAAGAGGAAGGCUCACGGGGAAGAGACGAAAGAGGAGAAGAAAGAGAGGAAAGCUGCUGUGAAAACAGAGAAGAGGGAAGCGAGGAAGAUGAAGAAAGAGACGAAGGAGCUUUAUAGGUUUGAAACGCAGCGUGCUCAGAAAGCUGUUGCUGUUUCUGGUCCAUCUUCUAUUCCUCUUUAAGGGUAAAACAAAACGUAUCUCCAGAGCCCCAGUAUUUUUUUUUUUUUAUAUCGUUUCAUGUAAUAUUUUGUGUUUUGUUCAAGAUUUUGAAUCUCUCUUUUGUGUAAGGACGUCUUUACUUUUUUACUAGUCAAGUUUCGAGAAA